Messenger RNA from Daphnia magna, 1674 nucleotides. RefSeq names its product E3 ubiquitin-protein ligase TM129. The transcript is spliced from 5 exons. Gene Ontology annotation, cellular component: membrane; endoplasmic reticulum. The record is from RefSeq and is a predicted model, not a curated record. NCBI's taxonomy places the organism in Eukaryota, Metazoa, Arthropoda, Branchiopoda, Diplostraca, Daphniidae. Gene Ontology annotation, biological process: protein ubiquitination. Gene Ontology annotation, molecular function: ubiquitin protein ligase activity. The coding region runs from base 546 to 1631 and encodes 361 amino acids.
UUCCCACGAAGUUCUUUGGUGCGCAGGACUGUCGAUCGGAGCUAAGUCUAAGGGAGACCAUGACUCUUUCGACUUUCGUGGUCCUGAAAAUCCUUGAAAAUAUAACAGUGUUCGGUUUCGCUUAUUUUUUUUCCAAAUGUUAUCGGAACAUUUUAAAAUCAACAUAUUUUCUUUUUAAAAUCGGGUGCCCUAAAUAUUGUGCCACGAUAGUCCCUUUGCUCAUAUUUGAAAUCAAAACGAAAAAAUAUUGGUAAUGAAAGCUGUGGAGCAAUGGGUAUGUCGUGUCAACUACCAAGUCGUCUACGGAAUCAAAAUACAGAAAUUUCGGGAAAGAACGUCUGCUAGCCAAUUCGAUUACAAUAAAGUCGUGACAUUUUGAAUACUUUAGAAAUUCCGGGAUUUGGUGGCUUCUCCGUGGCUAUUGUCGUAAUAUUUACAAAAUUUGGCGUAUAAAUUGUACAUAGGUUUCUUAGUUUCAAGUGGAACCAACAUACGUCAUUCUUAUUGAUGAGUAGGAAAACCCUACGAUUGAUCGAGGAUAAGCGAUGAUUGAAUUCACUGCGUUUUAUUUGAUUUUCGUAUUUUGCUUUAUCUUCCCUCCCAGUGCGUUUGUUAGUGCAGGUAUAACGAUAUCAAAUUUAUUUGAUUCGUGGUUGGGAAGUGAAGACCUUCAGUUUGUGCAGUACCAUCUUGCUCGAACAUUGACUACUGUAGUGAUCCACAGUCUUUUACCACUUGGAUUUUUUGGUGGAGUUCUGCUUGUUGAAGGCUUGGAUCAACUAUUAUUAUUGGUACAAACUCCACUUGGGCUAGGAUUUCUUUGCUUAUCUGCUCUCCUUCCAGUAAUUGCUGCAGCAAAAGUUUUUUCCUGGUGGACAAACAACUGGAAUUCUCAUCCGCUUGUAGUUUCAUUGACUGUGUAUGCCACUAACGGAAGACAUUGGAAUGAUGUAGCAUCAGAAAUCAAUGCUGAAUUCAGAAGGAUAGACAAGGUCACUAUUAGAACAAACCCAGUUUCUAAAACUGUUAUAACCAGUUCUUGGAUCAUCAAAGUUGAACCAUAUGCUGUCAGAGUGGCGCAUCAGAACCACGUCACCUUAGAGCUAGAAAAUGCGGAAGAGCAUGACUAUACCCCUGAUAGUCAAACAACGCAAUAUUUAUGGGUUAAAGUGGAGCAGCUUCAAACCAGAAAAAAGUUAUUUUCUAUUCGCCUUAACGCCAUGGAUUAUGCAGACAUGCAAAACAGACUUCAAAGGAGUAUCAGCAAUGUUCGUGGAUUAUUAAUUAAUCAGGAUAUCCAUGCGCGUUUUUCGAAAGUGUUUAUCGAAGAAGUUAGUUUGAAUCCAGUCUUUCAAACCCAGGAGGAGAUGGAUUCGUGUUUAGGCUGCGGAGUUAACAAUGCCAAUGUUCGCUUAGUGAGAAGGUGCCUGCCAAGUGAAGCUACCAAUGGUUGCACUCCGUGUUUCUGCCGUCCAAUGUGGUGUAUACAUUGUCUUAGCAAAUGGUUUUCUGCCAGACAAGAUGCCGAGCAUCCUGAAACGUGGCUUUCUUCUCGCUGCCCAUGCCCAACUUGUCGCAGCCCUUUCUGCGUUCUUGAUGUCAGCUUGGUCGAAAACGUACAAAACAUGUAACUGAACUUCUGGACUCGUGUUUGAAUACAGUCAUCUGUUUUUA